Messenger RNA from Fusarium mangiferae, 1671 nucleotides. RefSeq names its product putative D-lactate dehydrogenase (cytochrome). Gene Ontology annotation, biological process: lactate catabolic process. Gene Ontology annotation, cellular component: mitochondrion. Lineage: Eukaryota; Fungi; Ascomycota; Sordariomycetes; Hypocreales; Nectriaceae. The transcript has 8 exons. The record is from RefSeq and is a predicted model, not a curated record. Gene Ontology annotation, molecular function: D-lactate dehydrogenase (NAD+) activity; D-lactate dehydrogenase (cytochrome) activity; FAD binding. The coding region runs from base 1 to 1671 and encodes 556 amino acids.
AUGCUGAAGACACCAUAUCGUGCCCUGCCGGGGUGCUUGAGAAGACCUUCAUCACAAUGUGUAGUCGGCCUGGCGUCGAAUAGUCUUUCUCGAUUCGCCCAAAAUUCCAGUAGUAGCAAAUCAGAAUCCAAUGGUCAAAGUCGUACACAAGAACAGCGAAAGAGACCGAUGUUUCUUGCCUCGGCAUUAUCUGCAACAGCAACAACCAUCGGAGGAACAUUGCUAUACACGAUAGUUAGCCAUGACAAGCAGAAAGAUGAUGAUUCCCGUUAUGCAAGCCGAGCAGAGAUGGAAGUGGCGGUUGAAGAGAUACGAAAAGCACUCGGAGAAGAUGCAGUUAGCAUAGAAGGUGAGAUUCUCCAUUCUCACGGUUACUCGGAUUGGUCCACCAUCAACAUCGACAGGCUACCAGUUGCUGUCACAUUUCCCAAGACAACGGAAGAAGUUGCUAUAAUUGCAAAGAUAUGUCACAAGAGACGCGUACCGAUGAUUCCUUAUUCUGGCGGUUCAAGUGUUGAAGGCCAUUUCUCCGCGCCUUUUGGCGGGGUGAGUGUUGAUUUUGUCAACAUGAACCAGAUUCUGGAGAUGCACAGCGACGACCUGAAUGUCGUCGUUCAGCCUUCUGUUCCAUGGAUGGAUCUCAAUGAGAAGAUCAAAGACACCGGUCUAUUCUUCCCUAUCGAUCCAGGCCCUUCUGCCCAGAUUGGCGGUAUGGUUGGAACAAACUGCAGCGGGACGAAUGCUGUCAAGUACGGUACCAUGAGAGACUGGGUAGUCAAUCUCACAGUGGUGCUAAGCGACGGAACAAUCCUCAAGACCCGACGACGACCGAGAAAGUCAUCAGCGGGCUAUAACCUGAACUCAUUAUUCGUGGGAUCAGAAGGCACCUUGGGUUUCGUCACCGAAGCUACGCUGAAGCUAGCCCCCAUCCCUGAACACACUGGCAUCGCGGUAGUCACAUUUCCAUCAGUCAAAGCGGCAGCGACCAUGGCCAUCGAAGUCAUACGUCGAGGCGUACCGAUCAGCGCCGUCGAGAUCCUUGACGAGGUACUUAUGAGCGUCAUCAACAAAAUGGGUGCAACAUCUCGGAAGUGGAACGAAGUCCCGACGUUGUUCUUCAAGUUUAGUGGCAGUGAUGCUAUUGUCAAGGAUAGUAUCGCACAGGUUCAGAGUAUUUCCAAGAAGCAUCAUGCAAAUGGCUUCCAAUACGAAAGUGAUCCGGAAAAACAGAAGGCUCUGUGGUCAGCUCGGAAAGAGGCACUGUGGAGCAUGAUGGCACUUCGAGAAACAGAUGGACAUGUUUGGUCAACGGAUGUCGCUGUCCCUCUGUCCCGAGUAUCCGAGCUCAUAGACAUAUCCAAGAAAGAACUUGUGGAGCUAGGAUUAUUUGGUAGUAUUCUUGGACACAUCGGCGACGGCAACUUCCACGAAACAAUCCUAUUUGAGGAAAAGCAGCGCAAAGAGGUCGAGGACUGCGUCCACAAAAUGGUCUCACGAGCGAUUGAGAUGGAUGGGACAUGCACGGGUGAGCAUGGUGUCGGGCUUGGAAAGAAGGAGUUUCUUCGGGAGGAGGUUGGGGAGGUACCGAUUCAGGUCAUGAGAGCUAUUAAGACGAGUCUGGAUCCGCUGUGGUUGAUGAACCCAGGAAAGAUCUUCGACCGCAAAGAUUAG